This is a messenger RNA of Prorocentrum cordatum, 157 nucleotides long. The record is from the annotation of a GenBank genome assembly. Lineage: Eukaryota; Dinophyceae; Prorocentrales; Prorocentraceae.
GUCCAUCCACCCGCACAGCGUCCUCGCCGACGGGUGGCACUCGUGCGUGGCGCGCUCCCUGGACUCCUUCGAGGACGCGGGCCUGGGGCCUCCCGGGAUCGGGCGCAAGAUAGCGCUGUGCUUCGCGCCCAUCGUGCAGCACGUCCCCGUGCACCAG